Molecule: messenger RNA, 987 nt
Organism: Periconia digitata
Lineage: Eukaryota; Fungi; Ascomycota; Dothideomycetes; Pleosporales; Periconiaceae
Source: the annotation of a GenBank genome assembly
CACAAUAUAUUCACUAUCUUCAGCUAUUCUUUCAAUAUGAAAAUCAUCAUCACUGGCGCAGGUGGCUUCGUAGGUCAAACCCUCGCAGAGAAACUAUCGGAAGACCCAAAAAACGACCUCAUCCUCGCCGACGUUCACAAACCUUCAAGCCCAGCGCCAUCCAGUCAAAUCGAAUGUAUAGAAACCGACUUGACGGAUCCAAAAGCAUGUCAAGACCUCAUCGACAAAUCUCCUGACGUAGUAUACAUCCUUCAUGGAAUCAUGUCCUCCGGUUCCGAAGCGACUCUCGAGUUCGGGUUACAAGUCAACUUCGAUAGUGUUCGCUCACUCCUCGAUACCAUACGCAAGAAGCGAUCUGGAGUAAAAGUGAUUUUCACUUCAUCGUGUGCGGUUUUUGGUAGGGCUGCAGUAAAAGAUGUCGCCACCGAGACAGACAUCGUGCCGAUGCCGGAAAGUUCCUAUGGCACGCAGAAGCUUAUGAUAGAGUACUUGAUCAAUGACUACUCAAGGAGAGGAUUGAUCGAUGGACGGGUAGUGCGCUUACCUACUGUGUUUGUACGCGCCGGGGCCCCAACUGCUGCGGCUUCUUCAUUUGUCUCUGGGAUUGUGCGGGAGCCGCUCCAUGGAAAACGAAGCGAGUUGCCUGUAGAUCCUGAUAUUGGGAUUUGGCUUGUUUCACCGCGAACACUGGCUCAUAACCUGGUGCAUACGAUGGAUAUUCCAGCGGAAGAUUUUGGUCAUUUCAGGACGGUUUUGCUGCCAGGUUACACUGCAACAAGUGGAGAGAUUCUCGAUGCUCUAGAGAGAGUUGCAGGGAAAGAUACUCGAGCUCUGGUCUCUGACAAAAGAGACGAAACGAUUCAAAGAAUAGUACUAAGUUGGCCAGCAAAAUACGACACCACAAGGGCCAAAAGUUUAGGGUAUGCAGAAGAUGUAGGCUUAGAGCAAACUAUCAAAGAUUUCAUGGACUCUAUAAAACCGGCAUAG